UACGGUAUCUCUGCUGCUGUCAUUGGUUCCGGGUUUCCCUAGCGCCGCUUCCUGCUUCUAAUGAACAGGUACCCUUGGGAGAUCGCUGGCAGGAGGGUAUAUCAGCCCAUAAGUUUUGUUCCUGCUUUUGUCUCCCAUUCCUGUAACCAAAAGAACAGUACCUAAUAAUAGGAGCUACGUACCAGGCUUUCACUCUGCAAUACGCCUCUCAUGGAGAACGCCAGCUUUCCAACUACGUUCCCUGCAGUGACUGUGUGAGGCAGGUGGUGCAAGAUCCUGUGCUGGCUAUUAGACAGUGUUAGGAAAUGCAGGCUCCAGAUAAUCCACAUCGACUACUGGGCCAAAUCCGCUGUGUUUUGGAGUGUAUCGACUGCUUCCGACAUGUGCAGCCCCUCCCCGAGGCCUUAUGUUAUGUUCCUGGGGAAGUGCAGUACAAAAUCUGCAAGGACACCAGCUCAUCAUCAUCAUCUCGUUCCCUGUUGACUGUUUGGGAGGCACCUGGAUAUGCCAAGCAAAACUUGAAGAAAUUGUCUCGGGCAACAGUUGAAGUGCGCAAAGGCAGCUGUGUCACAGCCACAGGGGAGGAAUACUGCAAUGCUAAUGGACUGUGGGUAAAGCUGAGCGAGGCACAAAUGGAAGAAUUUAAAGGUAGCUGUGACAUGGCAGAGGGCUGGGUCUUGCUAUGUCGGCAAGAUGAAGGAGGAGACAGGCUUAUUCCUGUGGAGUCUACAGAUAAAACCACGAGGCAGCAACAGGUGUUUGGGAUAGACUACAAAUCAGUCCACAUGUGGGAGAAGGUUGUUGAUGCAACUUAUUCUAUGCACUUAGGGGCCAAACCUAAAAUCAUUAAGCCAGAUGAAGAGGCAGUUCAAAAACUGCGCUUCCUUCCUCCAUCUUGGACCUAUGAAUGUGAUGAAGAUCUGGUGCACUUUCUUUUUGAGCACGUUGUAAAGCAAGAUGAGAGCUUAGGAAGUGUGAAGCAGUAUGUAGAAAGCAUCAGUGUGUCCUCUGCUACGGUGGAAAACAACUUGUCGUGUUUGACAGAUGGUUACCAUGACACAUAUUGGGAGAGCGAUGGCUCCCACGGUGAGCACUGGAUCCAACUACACAUGAAAGAAGGCACCAUUGUCAAGAGACUCCUGAUAACUGUGGACUCUACAGAUGAAUCGUACAUGCCCAAAGGGAUUGUGGUAUAUGGAGGUGAGAGAGAUGCCCUGAAAAAAAUCAACGAAGUCUCCUUAGACGAAAACCUGAUUGGAGAUGUUUGUAUCCUGGAAGAUAUGACCACUCACCUACCAAUCAUUGAGAUCAAAAUCACACAGUGUCUGGAUGAAGGAAUUGAUGUCCGGAUCAGAGGGCUCAAGAUUAAAUCUUCAAAAAGGCGUGAUUUAGGCCUCACUGCUGAUCUUUUCCAGCCAAACAACUUAGUUCGGUAUCCACGCUUGGAGGCCAUUGAGCCAGAUGUGCUUUAUCAUAGAGCUGUGGUAGUCCAGAGGUUUGUUAAGUUGCUGGAUAAUGUGCUAAAUCACAUGGUACCGGCCUGGGAUCACAGCAUUGGCACAUUCAAUCAGCUAAAGCACAUCAAACAGUUCCUGCUGCUAUCCAAAUGCAGAUCUUCACUUAUUACUCAGUGUCUAAAGGAUUCAGAAACCAUGAAACCCGACUUCAUGCCCUGUUUAUAUAUUAACCGUAGGAUUGCAGUGGAGCAUCGGGACAAUCCUUCAUUGGACCCUUCAUACAAGAAGACUGUUUUCAGUCAGGUAUAUGAAGGCCUAAAGCUUACAGAUAAAUCAGAGAAACCACUGGAUUACAGGUGGCCUGUAAGGUAUGAGCAAUGGUGGGAGUGUAAAUUUAUUGCAGAAGGAAUUAUUGAUCAAGGGGGAGGUUUUAGGGACAGUCUGGCUGAUAUAUCUGAGGAGCUUUGCCCAAGUUCUGCUGAUAUACCUGUUCCACUACCAUUUUUUGUACGCACUUCAAACCAGGGUAACGGAACUGGGGAAGCACAAGACAUGUAUGUGCCAAAUCCAUCAUGUAAGGACCUGGCAAAAUAUGAGUGGAUUGGACAACUUAUGGGAGCAGCACUGAGAGGAAAGGAAUUCUUGGUUCUAGCUCUGCCAGGCCUGGUGUGGAAACAGUUGACUGGAGAAGAAGUAAGCUGGAGUAAGGAUUUUCCUGCAGUGGAUUCUUUACUUGUGAAACUUCUGGAGAUGAUGGAACUUAUGGACGAAGAAACAUUUGAGUUUAAGUUUAGUGGUGAGCUGACAUACACCACUGUCCUGAGUGAUCAAAAGAUGGUGGAGCUGGUUCCCGGAGGCAGCAACAUAUCCGUGCUCUAUAAGGACCGUGUGGAAUUUAUUAGAAUGGUGCAGAAAGCACGACUGGAGGAGAGUAAAGAACAGAUAGGAGCUCUCCAGGCUGGCCUUUUGAAGGUUGUCCCACAAGCAGUGCUAGAUCUUCUUACAUGGCAAGAACUUGAGAAAAGGGUUUGUGGGGAUCCAGAAAUCACUGUUGAAGCCCUAAAAAAACUAACCAGGUUUGGGGACAUAGAACAAACAGACACUCGGGUCCAGUAUUUCUGGGAGGCACUAAACAAUUUCACUAAUGAGGACCGCAGCCGUUUCCUAAGGUUUGUGACUGGCCGGAGUCGACUUCCAGCACCAAUUUAUAUCUACCCAGAUAGAUCAUGGCUGGGUACAGACGACUCCCUACCUGAAUCAUCCACCUGUUCUAGUUCCUUGUAUCUGCCAAAUUAUGCCAGUGCAAAAAUUUGUGAAGAGAAACUGCGUUAUGCUGCAUAUAACUGUGUAGCCAUCGAUACAGAUAUGAAUCCAUGGGAAGAAUAAGUUAAGAAAGUCAAGGGGAAGCCAUGACGCUUUUCACUAAUACAGAAACCAGACAACAUUUGUCCUGAUGGGAUCCAAAGAAAAUUGCCAAUUAACUAUAUAGUUACAUCCAAGAUACAUUUUGCAUUGCAUUAAGAGCAUGAAUCCCAAAUGCCUGUCUGUAUCUUGCUUCCUGUAUAAUUAAAUGACCUUGGCAGUGCAAUGCCCGAGUGACAUAUUUUCUUAUAGCAUUCAGUGUUCUGCAAUAUUAAAAAAUACAGUUUGUUUUGAUCAAAAAAUAAUUCUUACCUAGCCAGGGAUGUGAUAUAUAUGCUAUGGGCUAUUUUGAUUCAUGCACAGACUUCAGAGGAAAUGUGUGGCAUUCCCAUGCUCAACAUUUCACAUUUUCAGUGUCAGUGGCUAGCACACGUCUACACAAAUAUAGGUGUUAGCUCUUAAGGAAAAUUAGAGAAACUUCUAUUAAUUAUUAAGGUUAGUGCAAAAAAAUGUGUGCAGUUGGUCACACUUUUAAACCCCCACAAUACAGAGAUUUUUUCCAGAAUUCUAGCAUCUCUGUGCCCACCACCACUGCUAAGUCUGCUUCCACCGUUAUACUAGACAUAUAGAUGAAACUGUUGCCCAAUUAUAAAGGGUACUAAGUUGUUCUAUUACAUACCUUUCAGCUAUGUGCAGUUUUACACAUGUAAUAAACAGAAGGCAUAGUAAUAAAUAAGAAACCUGUACUUUUACCUACAUAUACCCUAUAUGUACCCUGAUGAAGGCUCUUCAGUUAAGGUAAAACACUGGGCUUUUGAUGAUGCAUUCAUUAAUACAUUUAAAAAAUAUAAUCGAUUUAAAGUCCUUGAAGGAGAACUACACUUUAAGAAUCCCUCUGUAGGGCUAUGUAUUGAAAAUUAAUUAUGUUACACCCUCUGUGCUAAAAAUAAAGAAUAAAAAGAGUUUAUAUUAUUAUGA
This is a messenger RNA of Xenopus tropicalis (tropical clawed frog), 3797 nucleotides long. It is a transcript of the gene hectd3, whose product is annotated as HECT domain containing E3 ubiquitin protein ligase 3. The transcript is spliced from 22 exons. Lineage: Eukaryota; Metazoa; Chordata; Amphibia; Anura; Pipidae. Bases 306 to 2843 code for a protein of 845 amino acids. The record is from RefSeq and is a predicted model, not a curated record. Gene Ontology annotation, molecular function: ubiquitin-protein transferase activity.